Cygnus atratus (black swan) is the source of this 1302-nucleotide messenger RNA. RefSeq names its product ER membrane protein complex subunit 2 (gene EMC2). The transcript is spliced from 11 exons. NCBI's taxonomy places the organism in Eukaryota, Metazoa, Chordata, Aves, Anseriformes, Anatidae. Bases 39 to 980 code for a protein of 313 amino acids. Gene Ontology annotation, molecular function: protein binding. Gene Ontology annotation, cellular component: EMC complex. Gene Ontology annotation, biological process: protein folding in endoplasmic reticulum. The record is from RefSeq and is a predicted model, not a curated record.
CCUCGCCCCACCGCGGGCGGCCGCCGCCAUCGCCGCCAAUGAGGGCCGGGGCCGUCACGGCGCCGCGUCACGGGGCGGCCGCCAAGAUGGCGAAGGUCUCGGAGAUGUACGACGUGACCUGGGAAGAUAUGCGUGAUAAAAUGAGAAAAUGGAGGGAAGAAAACUACCGAAACAGUGAACAGAUAGUGGAUGUUGGAGAAGAGUUAAUUAAUGAAUAUGCCUCUAAGCUUGGAGAUGACAUUUGGAUAAUAUAUGAACAGGUGAUGAUUGCUGCCCUGGACUGCAGUCGAGAUGAUUUGGCAUUGUUUUGUCUUCAGGAACUAAGAAGGCAGUUUCCUGGGAGCCACAGAGUUAAGCGAUUAACUGGAAUGAGAUUUGAAGCUAUGGAAAGGUAUGAUGAUGCCAUACAGUUAUAUGAUCGAAUUUUACAAGAAGAUUCAACUAAUACAGCAGCAAGAAAGCGUAAGAUUGCCAUUCGAAAAGCCCAGGGGAAAAAUCUUGAGGCCAUCCGAGAGCUGAAUGAGUAUCUGGAACAAUUUGUUGGAGACCAGGAAGCUUGGCAUGAACUUGCAGAACUUUACAUCAAUGAGCAUGACUAUGCAAAGGCAGCCUUCUGCUUAGAGGAGCUUAUGAUGACUAAUCCGCACAACCACUUGUAUUGUCAGCAAUAUGCUGAAGUUAAAUACACUCAAGGGGGGCUUGAAAACCUUGAGCUAUCAAGAAAGUAUUUUGCACAAGCACUGAAGCUUAACAACAGAAAUAUGAGAGCUUUGUUUGGACUUUACAUGUCUGCAAGCCAUAUUGCAUCCAACCCAAAAGCAAGCGCAAAAAUGAAAAAAGAUAAUAUGAAAUAUGCCAGCUGGGCAGCUAAUCAAAUAAACAGAGCAUACCAGUUUGCAGGUCGCAGUAAGAAAGAAAGUAAAUACUCUUUGAAGGCAGUGGAAGACAUGUUGGAGACCCUGCAAAUCACUCAGUCUUAGGUUGGCACAAAGACAUGCAAUAUUAAAUUCACAGAUUCCCUGAUCAAACUUCAAUGAGCUAUGGGUUAUGUUACUCAAAUGCUGUUAAAAAUUAAUUUUGUAUUGAUUAAUGUGGCUAUCUAAAAUAAUGUUUUAUGAGAAGUAAAUGACUAUUUAUUGCUGCUAUGAGAAAUGUGAUAAAUACCCACUGAAAUGAAUGAAUUACCAACGAAGACAGCAUAAAGAAGUAUAAUGAGUUGCACAUCAGUAUCAAGAUUUUUGUAUGUACAGUACCUGCUUUUAAGCCAUAAUUUGUAGAAAUAAACUUGUUAAAUGACUAAAA